AUGUUCGGUUUUGCCAGGGCAGCUGCGCACAGGAGCUCCCUCAUUCAGCAGGCCAGAUAUGCAAGCGAAAUUCCAAAAAAUGCUUUCGCUUUGGUUGUCGGUGGUGGUAUUGUUGGUACAUCAGUAGCAUACCAUUUGACGCUUCGUGGUGUUCGUAAUGUUGUUUUGCUGGAAAAAGGCAAACUAGCAUCGGGAACAACAUAUCAUUCGCCAGGUUUGGUGAGCUCUGCACAUCCGGUACAUCGUUACAAGCCAUUUCUUGCUUGGUCCGUCGAACUUUAUGCACGCCUGGAUGAAGAAACGGGAAAGAAAGUGGAGUUUUCCCGUCCAGGGACUUUAAGAUUGGCGACAAAUGAUGUUCGUUUGGAUGAAUUCCGGCGCUACACAGCUCGUGAUUAUUUUCAGAAAGGUGAUGUAGCGAAGACUACAUUGAUCGAUGCGGAUGAGGUGAAGCGAUUAGCGCCUAUCAUCGACACAACAUCAGUGCUUGGUGCCUUGUAUACUUCCGGUGAUGGCUUCAUCAACGCACAAAGUCUUACACGAGCGCUGGCCGAAGGAGCGGAAAAA
Molecule: messenger RNA, 567 nt
Organism: Gongylonema pulchrum
Lineage: Eukaryota; Metazoa; Nematoda; Chromadorea; Rhabditida; Gongylonematidae
Source: the annotation of a GenBank genome assembly